This is a messenger RNA of Dicentrarchus labrax (European seabass), 2441 nucleotides long. It is a transcript of the gene cunh1orf53, whose product is annotated as chromosome unknown C1orf53 homolog. The record is from RefSeq and is a predicted model, not a curated record. The transcript is spliced from 3 exons. NCBI's taxonomy places the organism in Eukaryota, Metazoa, Chordata, Actinopteri, Moronidae. Bases 200 to 622 code for a protein of 140 amino acids.
UACAACACAUUUCUGUGCAGGCAAAACUGAGAGGAGGAGGCAUAAAGUAAACAUGCAACAUAGACUAUCUUCAAUAGGAACUAAUGAUAGAAUGAGUCGUCAGUGUGUUUUCCUGCAACUGUGUAUCUGUUUGCACACACUUUGAAAGUAGCUCAACUUUCUAGACUGUUUGUAAAGCACAUAGAAGUUUAACAGGAGCAUGUUUCACCACCCGCGUAAAGCAUUUGUCUGCAGAGUGGUUCUUCUCCAUGUUCAGUUUAAUAAGCGACUCGUAACGAUGUCAAUACCGAAUCUGUCAGAAGAAAAGUCCCAGCCGCCGAGAAGCAGAAGCAGGUUACAGAUCAAUGCCGAGAGAAGUGACGCGGUGACAGGCAGCAACGACCAGGCUGUGGGAAAGUUCACAGAGGAAGAAAUGGCCAUCCACAGAGUCCACAGAGAGGCAUGUGAGGCAAAGAAGCAGAUGUAUGUCGACCCUUCCAGUGGGUACAAGGUGUUCACUGAGUAUGCCCACCUUCAGAGAGGGAAAUGCUGUGGCAGCGCAUGCAGACAUUGUCCAUAUGGCCAAGUCAACGUGAAGGACCCCGCGAUGAAGAAACAAUUUAAUUCUCUAUUUUAUGUGUAGGCCUAUACUUGACUUGAGGUAAAAUGGGUAUGUGUGCAGAAUGGAACGCCCUCACAUGUUGCUUAUCUUCUGCCUGUCGUUAUUUGGACUACUUGAGAGUCAUUUUUUAGCAGUGUACUAAAUGAUGAAAUAUGGGUAGUGUCUGUGCAAUAUCUACCUCCUAUGAAUCACAACUAUGCUCGGGAUUGUUUUCAUUCUUAUAAGACAGGCAAGUAAGAGAAAGGAUUUGUUCACUAGAACCUCAUGUAAAAUAGUCUUUUUAUCAUGUUUUGGUUUUGCUGUAUUUUUUGUGAUAUUUUUCUCGAGUGUCCAAUGAAAUGCCUUGAGCUUCAUCUUUCGGUGCUCUUUAAGAGUAUUUAAUAUUUUGUGGUAUUCCGCUCCUCUGAUGCAUUUACAAGGGUUGUGGGAGUAUGGAGAUGAAAACUGAAAGAGCAUUUUAGAUCUUCGCCCUCCAGAUAAAGGGCAUAUAAGCGAAAGUAACCGUAGAUAGUCAGAUGGAGUCUUGUGCUCUUUUGCUUUGCAUCUCUUGUUAUUUUUUCUCCCAAAUGUACCACUGCAUGAAUAUUAGCAUCAUUUACACUCCACAAGUGCUCGACUGAACUGUCUACCUUUGACUGAAACACUGUGUUGUUAAAAAUAGGCAGGGGCCAAGGGUCAGCCCUUACACUUGGCUGCUCUGCUUUUACACCACUUGAUGGAAUCAGGCUGUUAACAAACAUGCCAUGGACAUCAACAGCAGCCCUCCCCACCGGACUCGCAGCUCAGCCUCCUGGCAACACUUGGCUACAGCGCAGCUCCCUGCGGCUGCUCUCCUGAGCUGCAGCCUAAUGAACUCCUGGGCCCUCUUAUCCCAGCACUGCAAUAGAUCAGCCCAUGCUUAGACGCACACAUGCAUAGGCAGGCUUACUCCAUCAGAACACCCUGUGGCUCCUAAUAGGCCAAUAUAGAAUAAAGGUUGCACUAAACACCGCACUUUGUAGCCCACAGUAAUAGUACAAGGUAAGGUCAAGCGCUCAUGCAGCACUACCUGUGCGUGCAAGAGAUGUUGAGGAAAGAUGUGCCACUUGAUUUGUGAUUUGUGAGUGCAUGUGGGUAGGCAGCGCGAUGCCUUCAGGCGCUGGCUGUGAACCUGCCACACACACUCGCCUGUCUCCGCCUGAUUGGGCAAACAGCGUCAGGAUGAGAGGAUGUGUCUGCCGCGGAAUUCUGUUGCAGCCGCCUACUGGCGCGGCCACAAUUUUCCUCGGCAGGUGGGUCCCAAAGGCAAGUGCUUAGUGAUCGGAGCAAAGCCCUGUGAGCGGCUACAAGGAGAUUCAUGAUCCCAACAGUGCUGGGGAGGACAGGUUCUCGGGGACGCGUCGUCAGGCGGGAUGAGAGGCGAAUUUAUUUGGUGUUAUUCUAAACCGAGGCAGCGAAGCGUGCGGCAGCAACAUUUCUACAGCGGGACGGUGAAGGUGUCACAGUCAUCAAGUACCUGGGCCCGCUUGCCUGCCGCGGCUCUGCGGGUUUUGCCUAGGGACUUGUCUGUCACAUUAAAGUAGAUGCAUUGCCAUUCAGGGCCUCGGCGGUCCCGCAGCCUGACCAUGAAAUAGGCCAACUUUCAUGUCUGCCUCAUCCCUCCACGUCUUCCCAAUCCAGUGAUGGCACAGUUUGAAAUGUUUUUUUUUUUUUUUUUUUUUAAAUCAUGUUCAACCUAGCAGUUGGUGACUGAGACACAAACAGCACAGCAAUCCCUUGGACAGAUUUAUGGAGAGAUUUACUUGAAAAUCGACCCCCAAACUGGUCAAUCGUCAUAUUAAAGUGUGUUUAGGAACAGUAA